Dermatophagoides pteronyssinus (European house dust mite) is the source of this 858-nucleotide messenger RNA. RefSeq lists its product as uncharacterized. NCBI's taxonomy places the organism in Eukaryota, Metazoa, Arthropoda, Arachnida, Sarcoptiformes, Pyroglyphidae. The record is from RefSeq and is a predicted model, not a curated record.
AUCUGAAGUUUUUGCAGCAAGGCUUUGUUUUUUCAACUUUUGACCCUUUUCGUUAUCAAGCAACGUACAAUGCAGUACAUUACGCGUUACCUGAGUUAAUGAUAAGGAGUACUGAUAAAAAAUAAUCAUUUGAUUAUCAACGUGAUUACAAGUAGCCCUAACUAUGUGCGUAUGUGGUGCGCUGGUCAACGCUGGUCCUUGCAAGAUUUUUGGGUAUAAAUUCUUGUCCAGAAACCAUUUUGAAAUCAUUCGAAUCUCAACAUUCAUCCUCAAAACAAUCAAUUCUACCAACCAAAUUUUCAACAUUUUCAACUUUUUGAAAAUUAUUCUCCUCAAAAUAUCAAUCAUGUCUAAAAUUCAAUUCUUUUCAAUCCUUUUUGUUUGCUCGAUCAUCGGUAAUGUUUGGACAGCACCGGCUUUUAAUCCGAAUAGCUAUAGACAAGCUAUAAUCAACUAUGGACGAACUUUGAACAGAGAUAUUAGCCAAAAAUUGGUUAGAAAAAUUUAUUCAUUCAAUGGUCAGAUUCGUGAAUAUGCUGGUGGUAUCCCUAGUGAUUCCGCUUUACGGGAAUUGGCUGUACCAUUACAUUUCAGUUCAAACAUUGGAAAUAUGAUUGCUCCAUAUGUUGUACGUCGUUUUGUUACCAAACCAAUUGAAAUCGCAACAGAUCAUAUUGCUAAUUGGGUGGAUCAUAUCAAUUCAUCAUUGAAACCGUUUUCCGAUACCAUUUCCGCUACAUUGGGCAAUGGUCGAAAAAUAUAAUUUUUUCUCAUAGAUUUUUUGUAAUUCGCAUCAAAAACAAAUGUGCCAAUUUUAAUCACAAUAGUAUUUUUUCAUUUCAUUUGGAUGUAAAUAAA